This is a messenger RNA of Brassica rapa (field mustard), 2433 nucleotides long. Its product is annotated as putative glutamine amidotransferase GAT1_2.1. Gene Ontology annotation, molecular function: hydrolase activity, acting on carbon-nitrogen (but not peptide) bonds, in linear amides. The record is from RefSeq and is a predicted model, not a curated record. Gene Ontology annotation, cellular component: cytosol. NCBI's taxonomy places the organism in Eukaryota, Viridiplantae, Streptophyta, Magnoliopsida, Brassicales, Brassicaceae.
UCUUGUCUUCUUGAUUGUUUCUUUCUCUCUCGAUUCUUCUUCUUCACUUUCUCUUCACCCUCUUCAUCGUCUCAGUUUCAUGUUAGUGUUUCUAUCCGGGUCAAGGUUUCGAUUUCAUGUUAGAGUUUCCAUUCGGGUUUUGGUUCUGUGUUUUGUAUAUUAGUGUUUCAGUGUUUACGUUAGUGUUUCCAUUAGGGUCUUAUAAACAUUAACUAUCAUAUUACGUGAAGUGUUCCAACAACAAUGUAUAUACUUUUAUGUGGCACAAAAUUGUGGAAGAGAGUUCCAUAAUUACCACUGAGACAUUAUUAGUGAAGUGGGACACCACGUGAAAUUAAUUUCAUAGGGACACCCAAGAAAAUUUAGAUUUGAUCUGAGGAAGUUGUUAACCAGACACUACUUAUGUGAAUUAUAUUCAUUUUCAAUUCCAUUGAACUCUUCAAUUUGCCUAAAAAUAUAUUUAUGACAAACUUAAAUAUAGAUUUUCCUUUUCUAAAAUUUGAGAUAUCAAGCUAGCAGCUAGUCAGCAACUCUUAAUACCCUGUUUCCUCAUGUUUUCCUUCAGGGUAAACAAACUAACAAAAAUCCGUAAAACAAAUCUGUAUAUACUGUAAUAUUUUAAACUUUAUAAUAGUAAUAAAACAAAAAUAAAAAUAAUAAUGAAAAAGCCUUUCUCUCCACUAUAAAUGUACGUUUUCGCUUUCUCUCUUGUCACAACAAACUCUUUUCUGUUUCUUCUUACGUCACAUCGGAUCUACACCAAAAAAAAAAACUAAUUUCUCCUGAAUCUCUCAAAUUUUCUUUUCCCUUCGGGAUAAAUGGAGAAUCUUUCUCAAGUCCUCCCUCGUGUCCUCGUGGUCUCUAGACGCACCGUUCGUAAAAACAAAUUCGUCGACUUCGUUGGUGAAUAUCAUCUUGAUCUGAUAGUUCGUUAUGGAUGUGUACCAGUGAUUGUUCCACGAGUCACUGGUGUUCACAUGUUGCUCGAGAGCUUCAAGCCAAUCCAUGGAGUUCUUCUUUGUGAAGGAGAAGAUAUUGAUCCUUCUCUUUAUGAAUCUGAAAUCUCUUCUCUUUCACCGGAAGAGCUUCAAGAGAUUAGAGAAACACAUGCGAGUGAUACAUCCAUUGACAAAGAGAAAGAUUCCAUUGAGUUAGCUCUUGCUAAGCUCUGUCUCGAACAGAACAUUCCUUACUUAGGAAUUUGCAGAGGAUCACAAAUUUUGAAUGUUGCAUGUGGUGGGACUCUUUAUCUUGAUUUAGAGAAAGAGCUUACGAAUAAAUUACCGGAAGAACGUAGAACGAAGCAUAUAGAUUAUGAUAAUUAUGAUGAGCAUAGACAUGUUGUGAGGAUUGUUGAGAACAGUCCACUUCAUUCUUGGUUUAAAGAUUCGUUGGAUGGAGAAAAUAUGGAGAUUUUGGUUAAUAGUUACCAUCAUCAAGGUGUCAAGAGGUUGGCACAGAGGUUUGUGCCAAUGGCGUUCGCUUCUGAUGGAUUGAUGGAAGGUUUCUACGAUCCGGAUACGUAUAAUCCGGAAGAAGGGAAGUUUAUAAUGGGUUUGCAGUUUCAUCCUGAAAGAAUGAGAUCAAAUGAUCUUGACGAGUUUGAUUAUCCUGGUUGUCCUGCUGCAUAUCAGGAAUUUGCAAAGGCAGUGAUUGCGUAUCAGAAGAAGUUGAAUAGCUCAAUGUCUGUUCCAAAGACGUUGGUGCUUAACGGAGAAAUGGAGAGUAAGAGAAAGAUUCUUGUUCGAUGUUUCUCACUUGCGAGGUAUAUGUAUAUUAAGGGAGCAACUGGGAAGAACCCUUCAAAAGUAUCAGAGCUCGAAGUUGGCGCCGAGUUUCUUGAGGACUAUGCAUUUCAGUGGGGGUUAGAUAAUGACUAUGGUUGUUGUGAUGAGCCAAAGGGAUCCCGGACGGGCCAGCUCGUUUUAUACCGCAAUUCCAAACACUUUAACUGGUUAUGAUUUUGGCGUUUGACACAAACGUGCAUGUGGGCAAAAAAAAAUAAAUAAAGCAGAAGUCCAGGAGGGCCUUUGUCCCACCUAAACAGGAGAGAGCUGAUCAUCAGUGCCCAGGGCCUUUGUCCCACCUCAAAAACUCUUUCUUUCUUGACAAUUUUUUGUUAACAAAGUAAGGAUUUUUCUCCCUUUACUGAGUUAAAUAAUGUUUUGGCAUAUGGUGUGGGCUGUGGCAGUCAAACACGGCGCUAAGCACAGAGCAAGAGACGAGGCUGAAGGAGAUGGGAGCGACGGUGAGGAACGGAGGAUCAUAUAUGAAAAAGUUGAAAGUAGACGAGGAGAAGCGGAGGAUAAUAAGGAACAUGAUGAACAAGAUGAACAUAGAGCAACUCUCAGAGCUUAUGGCCUUUUAUCAUUUGAUUGGGAAUAUCUGUGGAGAAGUCUUGGAGCAAAGGCUUCGUGGUAAUGUUAAUGAAGG